GCCACUAAACGAACGUUGGUGUAUAUUUUGGAGGGUACAGUACCAUUUCUACUUACUCGUGGAAGCAACCCUCUCAAAUCGGUAUUACCAACAUACACAGAAAAUCCCAAAGUAUUUUUAUUUCGACUUUUGUUUCUUCCCGACAAUGUUGUUUAGUUCUACAGUGCCUGGAGGAUUUUUAUUUUUCUCGGAUCAAAAAAAAAAGUGAUCGAGGGUCCACUGCAUGGCGAGGACCAACGAUUCGAGAAGCUGCAAAGUGUGUUCCGUUGAAAGAUCGCGAUUUCGUCGAGAUCUGCGAUCUGUGCGAGCUGAUUUUAAGCUCGAGUGUUGAGUGUCGUGCAAUUUUUGGUUUUUUGACCAAGUGCAAAAUUUUUGCACAAGUGCUCCGCAAAUCGCGAGUGCCGGUGAAACUAUUUUUUGGAAAUGCGCACGUAGCAGCGAAGCGACAUCCUGUCACCCGAAUUUCUGAGCACGUUCGGGAGGAGGAUGGAGGAGCUGGAGACGCUGGAGAGCACGGAGUGCCCGGACUGCCCCGGGCCACCCCCUGAGUUCCGGCUGCCGCCACCCCCACGGCCGCCCUUCCUCACCGAGGGUACAUUUUGUUCCGAGGCACCCCUCGCUGAACUGGAGGACUGUGUAGCUAUUCCGAUGAUCGACGCAUCCUACCACACAAAUCCAUCAUUGCAAAGUACUGCCCUAAUUAUCACCUACCACCCUCUUGCUCUCACCGAGUUUCAGCUCGGAGGCCACAGUGGCCUCCCUGUUAGUCCUGAGUGUAUUUAUCAUAAUAGGCGCCAUUAUCGAGGUCUCGAUGCAACCGCCUGGGUGAUAUCUCAAGUGUUAGGGCCACCAAGUGGCAGUGUCUGUUUCGCACGAAGCAUGAGAGGAAUCCCGCCGGUUGGGGCAAAUCACCGUCACGUCCGGCGCUUCACCAAUUCGAUUCAAUUAACAAGGUGCUGCUGUAAUCCAAAACGGUCGCACCUAGGAAGGGAUUCGAAGUCAUACACUCACGAUAUUACCCUAACCGGCCAUAAUUACGUCAUCGUUAUUGUCGCUGACAUUGUGCUGAUACAACCGCAAUUCCUGAUACCGCUAUUGCAUUUUCAUACAAAUCACUUUAGAAGUGUAAUGCGGAAAUGCACCAGUUAUGUUGCAUGGGAUAUGUUGACCACACUACAGGGGAAGUUGGUAUCUGAGAGACCACCUGGUGUUGCCCUCCAGCACCUGGAGGAAUGUGCUUAUACGCAAGAACAUAAGAGGAAAGUUCAGAACCUCCUACCCUGCAAGAGUGCAGCGGGAGCCGCUGCUGCUGCUGCAGCUCGUGGAAGACUUCCGGACGGCGGUGGACAUCCUGGCUCAGGUAAUCUUGGGAGUGCAGUUCUCUACGAGGACUUGCCGGACACAGUGCCUCACUCGCAGCUGCACAAUCAUCACCAGAGCCACCAUCCGAGUCAGCCAACGAUCGAGAUGCUGGACGUCAAGGACGGCGGCAGAGGGGUCUUCGUCUGCAGCAGUCCUGGACCGGAUCCUUACUCCUCUCAGGACCUCUACAAUCCCGUCUAUGAGGAACUCAGCAAUGGAGACCAUCCAGAGACGGAUGAGGAGAGUGAAUUAAAUGCAAGGAAUCGGUUACACAAUCGUCACCACCACCACCACCAUCAUCAUCAUCAUCGCAUCUCGACCUCGAAACCAGUCAGCGAGGACGAGUUUGCUGAAGAUGAACUUUCAGUCGGUGAGCCUUCAGAAGCGAGGAUGCUGACCUCAAAUGGACCAACCUGGGGGACGUGUCCAGCGGGUGGCAGGUUUCCAAGAGAACGAAGGGGCAGAAGUCCAAGGAGCUUAGAUAGACGUAGAAGAGACAAAAACCACGAUGUCGGCGAGUUUCACGAAGGCAUGCUGCUGGACGCUUUACUUCAGCUCUAUCCUAGCGUUGCAGGCGUCGCAGGAGCUCGGACAAACAACAGCAUUCAACGACAACAACAAUCCGUCCCUUCGGUGGCUCACAGACUGCCAUAUUUCGUGCCACCAAUGCCUGCAGCUCAAGCCCUCAGAGUCGAGGAGAACCCCUACGAAAGUGUUCCAGUUUUGGGACCCUUGCAGCAGUACUCAAGUCAGGGUAGAAGCAACAAGGACAAGUCCUGGAAGUCCAACGACAAGUUCAAGUACCCUCAAUACGGUACCGAUUACUUUGGUCUGCAGACUCAGGAAAAUGCUCCCGUCUACAGCCAAGUGGGCGGCGAGUACUCGGAUACCUAUGCUCAGCCGAGUGACAGGCUCUACAACGAAGACAAAUACACUCAACCUGUGUAUUACACACCCAGAGACCCUGACCAAGUCUCCUCCGGAAGACUCUAUCAAGGUCAACCCGACUCCAGUUUUGGGAGCGACAGUGGUUACAGUCAUCACACUUCCGGGACGACUGGAACCACCGGAACUCGUGGAAGUACAUCGAGAACAAAUCACAGAAAAGAUAAACACAGAAACUCCCAGCAUUCCCAUCAUUCCGCGGAUUAUAUUGUCUCUUAAGGUUUUAAAGUGUUCCGCGACUGUGAGGAUCUUAAAAUCGGACAUUUAUUUAUUUAUUUUUUAUUUUUUAUCAAAACAGAAUUUUUGAAAGAAUAUUUUUUAUGACAGAUGCAUGAUUUCAGCAUGGAGCGAGGUUAUAGCUCGAAUUUUUACUCCCUAGGGAGUGAAAAAUGAGGUCAGAGGUGAACAGUGAAAAUUGCACUAUAUUAUAUUAUUAUG
Belonocnema kinseyi is the source of this 2745-nucleotide messenger RNA. RefSeq lists its product as uncharacterized. The record is from RefSeq and is a predicted model, not a curated record. The transcript is spliced from 11 exons. Lineage: Eukaryota; Metazoa; Arthropoda; Insecta; Hymenoptera; Cynipidae. The coding region runs from base 487 to 2526 and encodes 679 amino acids.